Prunus avium (sweet cherry) is the source of this 873-nucleotide messenger RNA. Lineage: Eukaryota; Viridiplantae; Streptophyta; Magnoliopsida; Rosales; Rosaceae. The record is from RefSeq and is a predicted model, not a curated record.
AUGGGAAAGCUAACCUAUUUCUUGGGUUUACAUAUUGAUUAUAAUGCAGAGAGUGAUAUAUUUGUAAGUCAGAAGAAAUAUGCUACAGAACUUCUACAUAAAGCAGGUAUGAGUUCCUGCAGACCCUGUUCAACUCCUAGUAAGCCACAUACUCAAGUAUUGCAGUCUGAGGGUACACUUCUAUCUGAUCCCUCAUUAUAUCGAAGUGUUGUUGGAGCUUUACAAUAUUUAACAUUUACCCGACCAGAUUUAUCCUAUGCUGUCAAUUCUGUUUGCCAAUACAUGACUGCUCCUACAGAAAUUCAUUGGUUACUUGUUAAAAGGAUACUCAGAUACAUUCAGGGCACUCUAGAUCAUGGAUUGAAGUUCUCUAGUGGUCCUUGGCAAUUACAUGCUUUUAGUGAUGCAGAUUGGGCAGGAGAUGUGAAUACCAGACGAUCUACUACGGGAUUUGUGGUUUUCUUAGGUCCUAAUCCUAUUUCAUGGCAAUCCAAGAAACAAACCUCUGUGGCUAGGAGUUCAACAGAAGCUGAGUAUCGAUCCUUGGCACAUACCUCCGCUGAUAUAGCUUGGAUAAGGCAAGUGUUGCAAGAUUUAAAAGUUCGUCUGCCUCAGCAACUUGUUUUGCAUUGUGACAACUUGUCAGCUAUUGCACUCAGUUCUAACCCUGUUUUUCAUUCACAUAUCAAGCAUUUAGAUACUGAUUUUCAUUUUGUCAGAGAGAGAGUUCAAAGAGGAGACCUGAUUGUUCAAUACAUACCAACUGAAGAACAAGUGGCUGAUGUAUUUACCAAAGGUCUUCAUAGUCCUAUUUUCCUCAAACACUGUAUUAAUCUUAGAUUGGGAAACCCAACUGGGUUUGAGGGGGAAUGA